UGUUCCAGAUAAAAAGCCCUUUGAAAAAUGCAACAAUGAGUAUAUUAAUUUUAGCGGGAUUGUUCCUGGAGGAAUUUAUACAGACUUACAUAAGAAUAAUAUAAUAGAGAACAAUCUGUUUGGAAAAAAUGAUAUUAAUAAUCGUUGGGUUGGAAAUCAAUCGGUGAUUUAUACUAAAAAUUUUAGUGCGAGUGAUAAUUUUCUAAAAGCUCGUAAAAUAGUUUUGGUUUUUCACGGGAUUGACACAUUUGCCAAUGUUUCUUUAAACGAUCAUGUGAUUGGAGAGACUUCAAAUAUGUUCUUAAGAUAUAUUUUUGACGUGACGGAUUUCAUCAAGAAGGGACAGAAUCUACUGAAAGUCACAUUUCGCUCGGCUGUUAAAGUAGCCAAAGAUUUAUACAAUGAACAGGAAAAACAUUACGUUGUACCACCAGUGUGUGUACCUAAAAAUUAUAAUGGACAAUGCCACAUAAAUCACAUUCGUAAAAUGCAAGCCAGUUUUUCAUGGGAUUGGGGACCUGCUUUUCCCUCAAUUGGCAUAUGGAGAGAUGUUGAAUUGAUUCCCGUAAACGAUAUAUUGAUUAAUGACAUUACGGCUGAUAUACGUAAAGAGAAUAACGCCUGGAGCAUCUUUGUUACAAUAUUUCUCGAGGCAACGCAGAGUAAAGACGAAGAAUUCACAAGGAUCAGUUGUCAUGUGACGUCGAUAUUGCAUAUUUCAGAGAGUAAACUUAUUAGCAAUACCAGCGAGAUUGUACUUGACGCAAAUAGGAAGUAUAUAAAUGUUAACAUUUCACUCAUCGUGCCU
Wasmannia auropunctata (little fire ant) is the source of this 808-nucleotide messenger RNA. RefSeq names its product beta-mannosidase-like. The annotation marks the transcript as partial. Gene Ontology annotation, biological process: glycoprotein catabolic process. The transcript is spliced from 5 exons. The record is from RefSeq and is a predicted model, not a curated record. Lineage: Eukaryota; Metazoa; Arthropoda; Insecta; Hymenoptera; Formicidae. Gene Ontology annotation, molecular function: beta-mannosidase activity.